Molecule: messenger RNA, 1044 nt
Organism: Penicillium soppii
Lineage: Eukaryota; Fungi; Ascomycota; Eurotiomycetes; Eurotiales; Aspergillaceae
Product: aldehyde reductase
Exons: 5
Coding region: 1-1044 (347 amino acids)
Molecular function (GO): oxidoreductase activity, acting on the CH-OH group of donors, NAD or NADP as acceptor
Source: RefSeq, a predicted model, not a curated record
AUGUCAGGAAACAAUUACUCGAUUCCUCCUGGAUCCCUAAUCCUGGUUACCGGUGCGAAUGGGUAUAUUGCCUCUCACACCAUCGACAUCUUGCUGAAGGAGGGGUACAAGGUCCGAGGUACCGUGAGAGGGCCUAAGCCGUGGCUAAACAGCUACUUCGACGACAAAUAUGGAAAAGGUCGAUUUGAAUCUGUCCUGAUACCGACGUUGGAUGAUUCGGGCACCUGGCUUCGUGUGAUGGAGAAUGUCUCCGGAAUUUUGCACCUGGCAUCGGACUUGUCCUUUGGUUCCGACCCCCAUUCCGUGAUCCCUUGGGUCAAGCGCGCAACUUUGACUCUCCUGGAAGCGGCAGCGAGCCAGCAGUCUGUGAAGCGAGUUGUUCUCACUUCGUCAUCAGCUGCUGCGCUCAUUCCAAUUCCUAACGAGACUGGGAUCCGAGUGGACGAAAAUACGUGGAAUGAAGUUUCCAUCAAGGCGGCUUGGGCAGAAUCAACUGCCGCCCAAGAUAAAGGUUACCAUGUAUAUGCAGCCUCAAAAGCAGAACAGGAGCGAGCCGCAUGGAGAUGGGUGGAAGAGCACAAGCCGGGGUUUGUAUUCAAUGUCGUGGUGCCGAAUACCAAUUACGGGAGAAUCCUUCUUCCUGAAAUCGGAGGAUCCACUAUGGCCUGGUUGUGGGGACUUCUCAAGGGGGAUGAUAGUCUGAUAAGCAGAUUCCCUCCCCAGAACCUCUUCUUGACAGAAUGGUUUGUCAAUGUGGAGGACACAGCUCGUCUUCAUGUGGUCGCUCUGCUAAGUCCAGCUGUCAAGGGGGAAAGAAUAUUUGCCUUUGCCUCUGCCUUCAACUGGACGGAUAUCAUCAACAUUUUGAAAAAGCUGAGGCCCAACAACCACUUGAUUCCGGAGCCGCCAGCGAAUGAAGGGCGUGACUUAAGUGACAUUGUUCUGUCCCGCCGAGCGGAAGACUUAUUGCGGGAAUUUUUCGGACAGCCAGGCUGGAUUGGUCUAGAGAGGAGUAUUGCUGAGGGGAUUGAAGGCAUUGAAUGA